Messenger RNA from Esox lucius (northern pike), 2260 nucleotides. Its product is annotated as RNA-binding protein 45. Bases 85 to 1494 code for a protein of 469 amino acids. Gene Ontology annotation, molecular function: RNA binding. The transcript is spliced from 10 exons. Lineage: Eukaryota; Metazoa; Chordata; Actinopteri; Esociformes; Esocidae. The record is from RefSeq and is a predicted model, not a curated record.
AAUGCACCUUCGAAUUUGGUUGUCAAAAUCCACAGAAUAAUAAGAAGGAACUAGAAGAAUACACUACAGAAGAAGAAGGCCAAAAUGGAGGACUACUCGUCUAAACAACCAGCUGAAAAUCUUGAUCAUCCUCCUAAUAGUCGCUUGUUUCUUGUAACAAGUCGAUCCGUUUCCGAAGAUGUUAUUCGAAAUCAUUUUUCCGUCUUUGGGGAGAUCCAAGGUGUAUGGGUCGUUAAAGACAAACAGACAAAGGAGUCGAAAGGGGUCUCCUACGUUAAAUUCGCCAAGUCUUCAGAAGCAUGCACCGCCAUGGAGGACAUGCACGGAAAAUGCCUGGUAGACGGAACGAAGCCUAUUAAGGUGUUCAUUGCCCAGUCAAGGUCUUCUGGUAGACACAGAGACGUGGAGGAUGAAGAGCUCACCAGAAUAUUUGUAAUGAUCCCCAAAACAUUCACAGAAGAAGAUCUGAAAGACACAUUCAAGGAGUAUGGUGACAUAGAAUACUGUGUGAUUAUAAAGAAUAAAACCACGGGGGAGAGCAAAGGCUUAGGAUAUGUGAGGUAUCAUAAGCCAUCACAAGCAGCCAUUGCCAUCGAGAACUGUGAUCGAGCCUACAGGGCAGUUCUUGCUGAGCCCCGAAGCAAGAACUCAGCUGCAGAUAAUGACUAUCACAGCAGUGGCAGAGUGGAGCAUAUGUCAAGUGACCUAGGAAUGAACCCCUAUUCCUUUGGAGUUUCUGACCCUGGCAGCUAUGCCUUAACUGACUACCGAUCCAGUGACAUCAUUACCCGAUGCCUGAUGGUUUCCUCAAGAGCUAGCGUUACCCAGGAGCAAGUCUAUGGUCUCUUUGAUCUCAUACCAGGGAUGGAUUACUGUGAGAUGCAGCGCGAUCCCUAUGGACUCAACAAAGGCCAUGCUGUGAUUCGAUACAACAACCUGGGCUCAGCUGUCUACGCCAAAGAGAAGUUAAAUGGCUUUGAGUAUCCCCCUGGAAACCGGCUUGUUGUGACCCACAUAGAUGACGGAGAAGACAGGACCAGUCCUGUUGGAAAGAUGGCCAUGCAGCUGGUUGCUGCUCAGAUGAUGUCAAUGGUUUGGAAUGGUCCUACCACCAGUCAGCCACUGAUGAAACCAGGUUACCGUGCAGCCUCUCCGAUGCCCCGGGUCCAGACAGAUGUAUCACUUCCUUCUCUAAAGAAGUUAGCGCCCCCAGAUAGCCGGGUGAAGGAGCGUCUCUUUGUGGUCUUCAGCCCUGCCCCUCUUCCCAUGGAAGUUCUGGAAGAUGUCUUCUGCCGAUUUGGUUCCCUUGUGGAAGUGCAUCUCGUGCCUGGGAGGAAAGUCGGCUACAUGAAGUAUGCAGAGAAAGAGAAUGCGGACGAAGCAAUGGCUGCCUUGCAUGGUAAAGUCGUGAAUGGUGUGAGGAUGAAGGUGAUGCUGGCUGACCCGCCCAGGGAACCCAGGGAGGAGUCCCACAAGCGUCCGCGGACAUACUAGCGUAACCCUUGGUAAAAGAGGGGACCUUGGACAUGACCAUGGACAUGACCAUGGACAUGACUGGACAUGACGAUAACACAACCUACAACUACUGCAGACAUUGACUUCUGGACUUUUUCCUGACAAUUGCAACUAAUAUAAAACAUGCAAUUAAUUUCUUUUCAUAAUGUGAGGUAUUAGAGUUGCGUAGCAAAUACUGCAAUAUAAUUACACUUGUUCAAAUGUGUAUGUUUGUACUCUGAUUUCCUCAAUAAACAAAAGUAUGAUGGUUUGUCUGGAAUUUUUGUGUCCAAAUUGCAGUGACACUGUAAUGGGCACUGAGUGUAAUGAGGCAUGUCACAUGGAGGCAUUGGAUGUUGCAUAACUUGUUCAGUCAUUAUUUUCCACAGAAUGCUUUUUAUUAGUGAAUAAUAAUAAAAAAAGUAUAAUAUUAUUGCAGCUGUAGGUAAUUUGAGUUUAUUUCAGUUGCGUGAUUGUUACCAGUCACUUAGCUGAUUGUUACCAGGUUUGUUUCAAUUAACAUAUACCCCAUCAUUUUUCAAGAAUGUAACUCAUAGUAUCAUGAGUGUUUGCCUCAUAAGUUUGUACACUAAAUGUAAAUGUACACUAACUUGCUGAAAACUGUAAUUUUGUUAUGAAUGACCAUUUUUGAGUUUUCUGUAUUGUCUAACCCUCUGUGUUUUGUAAAAACAUUGUAAUAACUCCACCACCCAAUCCUACAAUUAUUUUCUGCUAACAUUGUACUAUUAAAGGCGCAUGAAGUGGU